This is a messenger RNA of Rana temporaria (common frog), 2881 nucleotides long. RefSeq names its product PNN interacting serine and arginine rich protein (gene PNISR). NCBI's taxonomy places the organism in Eukaryota, Metazoa, Chordata, Amphibia, Anura, Ranidae. The transcript has 12 exons. Gene Ontology annotation, molecular function: RNA binding. The coding region runs from base 196 to 2658 and encodes 820 amino acids. The record is from RefSeq and is a predicted model, not a curated record. Gene Ontology annotation, cellular component: nuclear speck; presynaptic active zone.
AUCACUUCCGGUGGCCGAAGUAACAGCGCCAUAUUGUCUGGCUAAGAGAUUCGGUUACCACGGGAGGCGCGUCGUUGUGGGACGUGUAGAGAUUCCCGGGCGGCCUAUAGCGGAAGUAUACGAUCGGAGAACGGUUAAUAUCGAGCAGGAUCGUGUGCUUUGCAUGUGGAGUGGUUACUGUAAGUUGUGGCAGAUAUGUGGGAUCAAGGUGGACAACCUUGGCAGCAAUGGCCACUCAAUCAGCAGCAGUGGAUGGAAUCCUUUCAGCAUCAACAAGAUCCAAGUGAGUAUCUCUUAGGAGAGCUAAAUGGAAGUCAGAUAGAUUGGGCAGCAUUAGCCCAAGCUUGGAUCGCUCAGCGUGAAGCUACGGGUCCAGUGGUGGAGCCACAAGGCAUGAUUCCCAAUGGGCAGGACCUUCCACCUCCAGUUCCACAGAUGGAACCUGUUCCCAACAACCAUAAUUUUCCAAAUGAUCCAAAUUUUAAUCGAAUGUGGCAGCCAGAGUGGGGUGGAAUGCAUCAUCAACCACCUCCACACCAUCCUCCUCCAGAACAGCCAUGGAUUCCUCCUGUCCCUGGACCUAUGGAUAUUGUCCCCCCAUCUGAAGAUAGUAAUAGUCAGGACAGUGGUGAUUUUUCCAAUGAUAAUAGACACAUGUUUAACCAGAACAAUCAUAACUUUGGAGGACCACCUGAAAACUUCCCCAUGGGGCCAGGGAAUCAAUUUGAUUACCAGCAUGGUUCCAGCGGAUAUGGGCCCCCUCAAGGUGGAUUUCAUCCACCAUACUGGCAGCAAGGCCCUCCUGGUCCUCCGGGUCCACCUGCUCCACCUCCAAACAGAAGGGAAAGACCUUCCUUCAGGGAGAGGCAACGCUCACCUGUGCCAAUACCACCCAAACAAGAGCCUCUGCAAAUUGAUGCUGUUAAACGCAGGACUUUGCCUGCAUGGAUUCGCGAAGGUUUAGAAAAAAUGGAAAGAGAAAAACAAAAGAAGUUGGAACGUGAGCGAAUGGAACAGCAGCGUGCUCAGAUGAAGCAAGAACAGAAGAGUCAAGAUGCUGAGGGUGAUGGUCCUCGUUUACCUUUGAAAAGCAAAUUUGACAGUGACGAUGAAGAACAGGAAGAUGAUGAAAAUGAAGAGGACAGAGUUAGUCCGAAAGUUAGCCGCAGUCCUUCCCCAGCUCCACAGGAAGAGAACAGUGAGUCAGAAUUAACUGAAGAGGAGAGGGCUUAUCAAAUGAUGAUUUUGACAAAAAUGCUGCUAACAGAAAUUCUUUUGGAUGUCACCAACGAUGAAAUUUAUAAUAUUGCUAAAGAGACCCAUCGUAAAGCAACCAAAGCUCCUGCAAGGCAGCUGGCACAGUCCAGUGCACUGGCUUCCCUUACUGGACUCGGUGGACUGGGUGGUUAUGGAUCUGCAGAAAGUGAAGAUGAAAGGAGUGAAAGAGGUUCAGAAUCUUCUGAUACUGAUGAAGAGGAACUCCGCCAUAGGAUACGACAGAAGCUAGAAGCCUUUAAACGAAAGGAAAAAGAGCAACAGUUACUUGAAAGACAGCAAGAAGAGGAGAAACCUGAUGAUAAUAAUGAUGAUGAUGAUGAUGACGACAACAACAAUGAUGAAAAAAAUGAAGUAGACAAGCCUAAUACAGAUAUUACAGAUGACCUAGAAAUACAUGAGAAAAGAAAAGUAAAUGACGAGCUAGAAAGCGAAAAGAAAAUGGUUGAGGCUUCACCUGUGCUUGAGCCUAAAAAGGAUGUAAAGGAAAGGCCUCCAGCUAGAAAAUCAAGGAGCUCGAGUAGUAGUAGUAGCAGCAGUAGUAGCAGCAGUAGCAAAGAACAAAGUAGCAGUAGUAGUAGUAGUGUUUACAGUACCAGCUCUUCAAGCAGCCAUAGUUCAACUCCCUCUUUACCCAAGAGGAAAAAGAGACGAAGUCAUAGCCCAUCACUUACACGCAAAGUAAGACGCAGCAGGAGCAGGAGUGUCACACGUAAGAAUCGUAGAGACAGUAGUGGCAGCAGAGGGAAAAUUAGUGAGCGGAGGAGAUCUAGUAAAAAUAGCAUGGAUCGAGACUGGCGAAGGGAGCGUAGUAACAGCAGAGACAGAAGAGUGAACCACUCUAGAGAUAGACAUGCUGUUCGUAGUAGAAGCAGAGAUAGACGUAAAAGUGAUGACCAUCGCAGAAGCUCCAGUAGAAGCAUACACAAGCAUAGGGGCAGUAGUAGGGAAAGAGAGAAGGCAAGGAGUAGAAGUUUUGAAAUGGAUAGGAAGAGAAGAGAAUCUGAAAAGGAAAGAAAAAAGGAGAAGUUAAAGAAAGAUGAAAAAUAUAGGUUUAAUGUUCUGGAAGAUGAUAGAGUUAAAAGUAGGAGAGAGGGUGAAAGAACAUUCUCCCGCAGCGAGUCGUCUUCCUCCAAGGUGUCCCGGCAGGACUCCAGGCAUGAGAGCAAAAAAAAUUCUUCAAAGGAGCAGAAGAAGCGACUGUCCUCUAGUGGAAGAAGCAGUUCAGAAUCGCCUGUUUACAAGGAUAAAAAAUCUAAGAAAGGCAAACGAAGCCGAUCACGGUCUAUGGAGAAAUCUCAAAGGUCUGGUAAGAAGGCAAGCCGCAAACACAAGUCUAAGACCCGAUCAAGAUCAUCAACACCUGUUCGUCGUAAACGCUGAUGAAUCCACAGAGCAUCAUAAUAUUUUUUUUUUAAAUUCAAUGAGUUUUAAGGGCUUGUCUCAUUUUAGAGACACAUUAUGGCUACAUAGGUGCGGAAAACGAACCCCCUUCCCCUUUCCCCUCCCCCUUCCUAUUUCCCUAUCUACUUUUUAAAUGUGUACAUGGUUUUUCCUUUUUCUUGCUUAUGAAAGUAAAAGAGUAUUAAAACUACUUUGUACUGUA